This is a messenger RNA of Camarhynchus parvulus, 4446 nucleotides long. RefSeq names its product polypeptide N-acetylgalactosaminyltransferase 13 (gene GALNT13). The transcript is spliced from 13 exons. Gene Ontology annotation, cellular component: Golgi apparatus. The record is from RefSeq and is a predicted model, not a curated record. NCBI's taxonomy places the organism in Eukaryota, Metazoa, Chordata, Aves, Passeriformes, Thraupidae. Bases 1173 to 2843 code for a protein of 556 amino acids.
GCUCCCCGCUGCCCCCGGGCCCAGCCGCAGCAUCGCGGGAGCCGCGGCCAUUGCGGCCGAGGCGGGGCCGCUCCCGCUCUGCCCCGGCCAUGAGGAGGAGGAGGAGGGCGGCGGCUCCGCGCUGAGCCCCCCGCGGGCCGAGCUGAGCCCCCGCCGGAGGCUCAGAGCCCCUGGACGCCGCCGGGCUGAAUCCCCGGACACUGCUGAGCCCCCGGACUGACGGCUCUGAGCCCCCCUAGACCCUGCUGAGUCCCCAGACUGGAACUGCUGAACGUCCCCGGACACUGCCGAGAUCCCCCGGACGCUGCUGAACGCCCGGACUGACGGGGCUGAGCACCCCCGGACACUGCUGAGCCCCCGAACUGACAGGUCUGAGCCCCCCACGGACGCUGCUGAACCCCAGGACUGGAGGUGCUGGAUCCCUCAGGACAGUGCUGAGCCCCCCCCACCCCAGACAUUGCUGAGCCCCCCAGGAUCCUGCUGACCCCUCGGACUGACGGGGCUGAGCCCACCCCGGACACUGCUGAAACCCCUCGGACACGGCUGACCCCUCGGACUGACGGGGCUGAGCCCCUCAGACACUGCCGAGCCCCCCGGGCCAGUUCUGAUCUCGGGGCUCUGCCGCAGGUGAGGCCGGGGGGGUCCGUGCCGGGCUCCCCUCGCUUGCUCCUUCAGCCCCGGCUCCGUUAUCCCGAGCGAUCCCCUGGCUCCCGGCUCCGUUAUCCCGAGCGAACCCCUGGCUCCCGGCUCCGUUAUCCCGAGGGAACCCCUGGCUCCCGGCUCCGCUCCCCCCGCUGUCCCUGAUCCCGGCUUUCCCGGGAGCUUUGGUUAAUCCGGGCUCAGCCGGGCUGGGAUCAGCGGUGUGCGAGCCGCCCUAAGCCAGCCCCGGCGCCGGGCUCUGCUCGGCAGCUCCCCGAGGAAGCUCCGCUGGGCCGCGAGGGAGCAUCCAAAUAUCCCUGGAAAACCGCGCGGGGGCUGCCUAUGGCACUUGGAGAAUUAUCCAGUGGUUUGGUGCUGAGGGAAUUCUGUGGGAGCAUGGCUGGAGCAGGACACGGAGUCUGGGCACAGAAUGCAGGCAGUGAUGUGGGCUGCUGCUCCCUGCCUGCCCGGUGGCUCCGUGCCGUGGGACUGUGACCCCGCUGUGCUCCUGCUGUUGCUGGGUGCCAGGAGCCAUGAGGAGGUUUGGCUACUGCCGGGUGGUGCUGGCCACCUCGCUGCUCUGGGUGCUGCUGGACGUGUUCCUGCUGCUCUACUUCAGCGAGUGCAACAAGUGUGAUGACAGCAAGGAGCGCUCCCUGCUGCCCGCCCUGCGCGCCGUGAUUUCCCGGAACCAGGAGGGCCCGGGGGAGAUGGGCAGGGCCGUGCUCAUCCCCAAGGAGGAGCAGGAGAAGAUGAAGGAGCUGUUCAAGAUCAACCAGUUCAACCUGCUGGCCAGCGACCGCAUCGCGCUGAACCGCAGUCUGCCCGACGUGCGGCUGGACGGGUGCAAGAGCAAGGUGUACCCAGAGCAGCUGCCCAACACCAGCGUGGUGAUCGUGUUCCACAACGAGGCGUGGAGCACGCUGCUCAGGACCAUCCACAGCGUGCUGGAGCGCUCCCCGCCGCGCCUGCUGGCCGAGAUCCUCCUGGUGGAUGAUGCCAGCGAGAGAGAGUUUUUGAAGGCCUCGCUGGAGAACUACGUGAGGAAGCUGGAGGUGCCCGUCAGGAUCCUGCGGAUGGAGCAGAGGUCGGGGCUGAUCCGGGCACGGCUCCGAGGGGCAGCAGCCGCCAAGGGCCAGGUGAUCACAUUCCUGGAUGCCCACUGUGAGUGCACCCUGGGCUGGCUGGAGCCUCUGCUGGCCAGGAUCAAGGAGGACAGGAAAACUGUGGUGUGUCCCAUCAUCGACGUGAUCAGCGACGACACCUUCGAGUACAUGGCGGGCUCGGACAUGACCUACGGGGGCUUCAACUGGAAGCUGAAUUUCCGCUGGUACCCCGUGCCCCAGAGGGAGAUGGACCGCAGGAAAGGGGACAGGACCCUGCCCGUCAGGACCCCAACUAUGGCUGGUGGCCUGUUUUCUAUUGACAGGAACUACUUUGAAGAGAUAGGAACUUACGAUGCAGGAAUGGAUAUCUGGGGUGGCGAGAAUCUUGAAAUGUCCUUUAGGAUCUGGCAGUGUGGAGGCUCCCUGGAGAUCGUCACCUGCUCCCACGUGGGACACGUGUUCCGCAAGGCCACCCCCUACACCUUCCCGGGGGGCACCGGCCACGUCAUCAACAAGAACAACCGCAGGCUGGCCGAGGUCUGGAUGGACGAGUUCAAGGAUUUCUUCUACAUCAUCUCCCCGGGGGUGGUGAAGGUGGAUUAUGGAGACGUUUCUGUGAGGAAGGCCCUGCGGGAGAGGCUGGGCUGCAAACCCUUCUCCUGGUACCUGGAGAACGUGUACCCCGACUCGCAGAUCCCGCGGCGCUACUACUCCCUGGGAGAGAUCAGGAAUGUUGAAACCAACCAGUGCUUGGACAACAUGGGCCGCAAGGAGAACGAAAAAGUGGGAUUUUUCAACUGCCAUGGCAUGGGAGGAAACCAGGUGUUCUCCUACACGGCGGACAAGGAGAUCCGCACGGACGACCUGUGCCUGGACGUGUCGCGGCUCAACGGCCCCGUCCUCAUGCUCAAGUGCCACCACCUGAGGGGCAACCAGCUCUGGGAGUACGAUGCUGAGAAGCUCACCCUGAGGCACCUGAACAGCAACCAGUGCCUGGCGGAGCCGUCGGACGAGGACCGGCUGGUGCCCACCGUGCGCGACUGCGGCGGCGGCCGCGCCCAGCAGUGGCUGCUGCGCAACAUGACCCUGCCGGCGUGAUUCCCGCUUCCCAUCCCGCUGCUCCUGCUGCUCCCAGCAGUGCCCAGCCCGCUCCCGGCCCCAGCAGAGUCACCGAGGGGCUCCUGGUGCCGCCGUGCCCUUGGGACUCCUCCGGGCCUCCAGGUGAUCCAGGAUUGCUGGUACCGGCACCAGCGGGCUCCAGGUUCCAGAGGCAGCGGCUGACCCUGGAGAAGAUGGGAUAUGGAGGCAUUGCUGUCACUCUAGAGAUUCCAGAGGCAGCAGCUGACCUUGGAGAAGAUGGGAUAUGGAGGUGUUGCUGUCACUCCAGAAAUCCCAGAGGCAUCAGCUGACCCUGGAGAAGUUGGGAUGGGGAGGUGUUGCUGUCCCUCUAGAAAUUCCAGAGGCAUUGUCUGACCUUGGAGAAGUUGGGAUAGGAAGGCAUUGCUGUCACUCUAGAAAUUCCAGAGGCAUUGUCUGACCCUGGAGAAGUUGGGAUAGGAAGGCAUUGCUGUCACUCUAGAAAUUCCAGAGGCAUCAUCUGACCCUGGAGAAGUUGGGAUAGGAAGGCAUUGCUGUCACUCUAGAAAUUCCAGAGGCAUCGUCUGACCCUGGAGAAGUUGGGAUAGGAAGGCAUUGCUGUCACUCUAGAAAUUCCAGAGGCAUUGUCUGACCUUGGAGAAGAUGGGAUAUGCAGGCAUUGCUGUCACUCCAGAGGCAUCAUCUGACCUUGGAAAGGUGGGGUAUGGAGGUGUUGCUGUCACUCCAGAGAUUCCAGAGGCACCUUGGAGAAGGUGGGAUAUGGAGGUGUCGGUGUCACAUGUCACCCCAGAGAGGUGGCCCAGCCUAGAGGCCCUGUGGCACCAGCUGGCACUGGGAGCCAUCCUGGGAGGUGUGGCCCGAGCCGGUGGGAUGUGCUGGGCUCUCCUGGAGGAGAUCCUGGUGAAUCCUGGGUGUUCUCUCGUGCCCAGUGGGAUUUGACAGCACCAAAGCUUCCUGGGUUGUGCUGGGAAAAAACGGGAUUCAGCGUUGGGAAAACCAGGCCAGGAGUGCACUUCACCAGGAAUUCCAGCAGAUGAGGCCACAGGAGACAUGGGAAUGCCGAGGGGAAGGAGUGACACUUGUGGGACCUCGGGGUGGCAUGGAGGGAGCUGUCCCCUCCUUCCAUGGGAACGGAGCUGGGGCUGGACCUGGGGCUCAGGGGACACCUGGAAGGACCAAAACUGAGACCUCUGGAGCUUGGAGGUCUCCAUCACAUCCAUGAGUCCCUGCAUCCCAGCCGUGUCCCUGGAUCCGCUCCCAGCUCUGCCUCCAGGUGUUCUCUGGAAUCACAGGGGCUCCUUUCUGGUUUCAGGAAUCUGGGGGCUCCAUCCCUGUGUGGGUGUGGCUGUUCCCAAAGCGCUGCUGGCCCUCAGGAGCUGCUCCCUGCUGGGAUGUGGGGACAGGGACAUUCCUCUGGGAGCCACCCCGAAUGCAGCCCUGGCCCUCUGGGCUGGGAUUCUGGGAAUUCUCACUGCCCAGAGGGUUCAGGAGACUGAAAUCCCAGGGCAGCGGGAUCCCAGCACGGGUAAGUGGGGAAAUAUUUCCCAGGAUUUCCCUCACAAUUCCCCAAAAAUCUCUGUAAAUGCACUGGGUCAUUAAAAAU